CAGUCUUUUGUGGGUCUGACGUCACCACGUCUUAUCAAAAUGGCUGCCAUCCUCCGCUCAAUCAACGGCAUCAAGAAACUCGCAAGAUUUCUCUUUUUUACACUUCUAUUUUCCAUUUGUACGUGUAGAAAACACGAGUUAAGACUUCAGAACGAAGAAAGAAAGUCAUUUGAGCUGAGUAAGUUUGGGUUCUUAAAGGAUGGUUAUCUCAGAGUUGAAGUCAGCAAAAUGGUCUACAAGGAUCAACAGAAUGUCCUCAAAAGCAGCGAGCUUUCAAGAAAUUUUGGGUUCUCAUUAGAGAAAACUGCAAGCGAUGGAAUAUCACCUUAUAUGGAGCAGCAUGCCGAGCAGUGUAUACUGCAUGAUGUCUCAAGCUUUCAAAACCAUAUCUCAGUGGCAGUGUUCAUUUUUGAUCUCAAGAACAAAAGAAUUGUUGUCAACAAAUACGGGUCUGACUUUGAUAACCUCCGCAUUGGAACAGACAUUUCAUUUGGUCUAGAACUUGACAUUGAUAAAACAUUCCAAAAAGAGGUGAAGAAAACAUCAGGUUCAAGUAAAUCAAGUAAUGGAACACAGGGAGGAAAUGAAAAUAAGAAAAGGAAGGAAAAUUUGUCAACCACAACAACAAACACAUCACCUACUGCUGCAACAACAACUGCUUCCUCUCCUGUUACAACUAUGGAGUCUAUUACCAAAGGACCUCAAGAAACAAGCACUUUGACUGCGGUUCCAAAAAAUAGCAUCAGACAUCGCAGGUCAAUUUCCACCUAUGCUCCUAAGAAGGUUGUCAGCCAGAACCUUCCUCUAUUGGUUGAGAAAUCAAACAUGACAACCGUUUAUUCUGGAAAUUUCACUGUUAUGGUAAAAGACAAGAGUGAAGAAGGUUUAUAUAAUUUGUACUUCCACAACUGUGCUAACUACCUGGGCAAGACACAGGUGGCAGUUGACAUUCAUGUCAAGAUUGUGGAGAAGAACGAUGAGAAUUAUUUAUCUGCUGGAGAGGAGCCUCUACCAUUUUUGUUUGGAAUCAUGGCUGUAUUGUUCUUUAUCACGGCCUGCUACUGGUUCUACAUACUCAGGCGAAACAGGGAAUAUACCUUCAAGGUGCAUUACAUGAUGUUUGUGCUGGUACUGCUCAAAUCCUUGGAUCUGGUGUUUGAGUCUAUCAACUAUCAUUUCAUUGGGAGGGAGGGCAUACCUAGCAGAUCUUGGGCUGUUAUGUAUUACAUCACACAUUUGUUGAAGGGAGCACUUUUGUUUACUACAAUUGUUCUGAUUGGCACUGGGUACUUCUUUGUCAAGCAUGUACUAACAGACAGAGACAAGAAGAUCUUCAUGAUUGUCAUCCCACUACAGAUAUUGGCUAAUUCCGCACAGAUUGUCAUGGACUCCACAGAAGAGGCAAAAAUUCAGUAUGCUACUUGGAAAGAACUGUUUAUUCUUGUGGAUUUGUUAUGCUGUGGAGCAAUCCUUUUCCCUGUUGUGUGGUCAAUACGGCAUCUUCAAGAGGCUUCAAAAACAGAUGGCAAAGCUGCUAUAAACCUGGCAAAGUUGAAGUUGUUUCGGCAUUUUUAUGUCAUGAUUGUAUGCUACAUUUACUUCACAAGAAUUAUAGUUUACUUGGUCAAGAUAACUGUGCCAUUCCAAUACAUGUGGUUCGAUGAGUUUUUCAAAAAUGUUGCUUCAUAUAUCUUCUUUGUCCUGACUGGGUACAAGUUCCGCCCUGAGCCAGACAACCCUUAUCUGCACGUGUCACAAGAGGACUCUGAUAACGAGAUGGAGAUGGAUGAAGUUGUGACAGCCCAAGGAUUUAUGGAAGGGAUCUCAAGGAAAAAUCCAACACUUAAGAACAGGGACACUUCUGGUGUUGCACACUUCUGAGCAUUGCUUGAAGAGUCUUUCUAUCUUAGAUUCUGUUGUCAAUGGUCUAGACUAAACAUAUUGAGCUUCCUUCAGCACUUGACUGGUCUCAAUAAGUGGUACUAGGUCAGAAAUUAUGACAUUUCCAUCAUUGCUGUUGAAAUAUAUAUUACAGUAAUAUCCUUUACAGAAACCCAAAAAUGGAUUGUUUAAAUAUGUUUGCAUACUUUUCAAGCUCCAACCAAUCACCCAAGUUCGGCUUUGAAUUUCGAUUUUAAAUGGCUUUAACUACAUUUUGGACACAAAAAUAAACAGAAACGUGAAUUACAGUAUUAUAGCACAGGGCGUAGUUCAGCUGGUUUACAAAUGCAAACUAUUAAGCAGUCGAUUGACAAUGCUUUGUGAUGAAAUGCAACGGAAAACAUAUUCUCAUGUGCCACCUUUCCAAUUUUAUUGUUUGUUAUUUUUUGCUGUCUUCAAGGUUAUUGUCUGUAAUAACCCAUGUACAAAUACAUUGUAAACUGUCCAUAACUUUGAUUUUUGCACUGUAAGACUUAAUUCAAUGUACUGUCAUGUUUGAGGACUCAACGAUCCUUGUUGGGACUCUAGUGGCCAUAGAAAAAAAGUUCUGGGACCAAAUGAAAGUUCAAACCGGCAUCCUUAGCCAUGGUAAUAGGUCACUAGAUCUGUAUAGGUACUUUUUCUACCUAAAUGCACACGUAAGAUUAACCAUCUUCUUAACUACCAACAAAGUCGUCAAUCAGAAGUGAACUCAUCCCCUCACAUUAGCAGGGUGGGGUCCCCAUCAUCCCCCCCCCCACUCUGGACAUGUGUCUCGACCAGUCAUAUGGUGUUUCCUGAAAAGACUUUGACCAAUGUUUUCUGCAAAUAAGUUUUAAUAUAUUUUAGAUUUCCUUCAAAGUCAAACUACCAGUAACAAACGAUUCCAAGUUGAGCAUUACUGUGCAGGCUGUGAGCUCAUGAAAGAAAAUAACACAGACCAAAAAUUAUCUAAUAGUUGAAGAUAUUUUUUGUUUUGUCUUUGUCUAUGAUAGUGUAGUUUUUUUCCAGAUGCAGAAACAGUAAUUCUUCAGGCAAUGUCAGAGUUCAAUGCUCCACUAAUUUCUCAGUGAAAUGUAAUGUUUUGAGUAGAGAAUAGAUGUAUAUAAUUACAAUUUACAAAGAAAAUUUUGAUGAAGUAUACAAAAUAUGUAAAAAAAAGAGAGAAUAAAAUUAUUUAUAAGCGUCUAUCAUGCUAAUUCGUGGUGACCUUUUUAGGUGAGGUGUAAUCUUUACUUUGUCCCCCCAUGAUGAAAAGAUCACCACAGAUUGGUUUAUUUCAGUUGAUCAUGACUUGUCAACAUCAUUGUGGUAGUAGCUUGUGUAAAAUCCAUUUAUGUGAUUAAAUAUUGUUCAUCAGUA
Molecule: messenger RNA, 3282 nt
Organism: Nematostella vectensis (starlet sea anemone)
Lineage: Eukaryota; Metazoa; Cnidaria; Anthozoa; Actiniaria; Edwardsiidae
Product: protein GPR107
Exons: 19
Coding region: 40-1881 (613 amino acids)
Biological process (GO): transport
Cellular component (GO): membrane; Golgi apparatus
Source: RefSeq, a predicted model, not a curated record